Messenger RNA from Mercenaria mercenaria, 2433 nucleotides. RefSeq lists its product as uncharacterized. The transcript has 4 exons. The coding region runs from base 790 to 2433 and encodes 547 amino acids. NCBI's taxonomy places the organism in Eukaryota, Metazoa, Mollusca, Bivalvia, Venerida, Veneridae. The record is from RefSeq and is a predicted model, not a curated record.
ACAAGGUCAGGUGCUCCACUUUGAAUAACAGGUAGUGAUUUUAAGACCUUAACCUAUUGAUCUUUUUGUUGCAUUGAUAGGUUUAAAAUUUGGAAGUGGCACAGAUUAAUACAUUUAAGGCUUAUUCAAAAGUAGGUAAUUUAAAUGGUUAUGUCUAAAUCAAUCACUUAUGUAUAAGAUCAUAAUCUAGCGGUCUUAAUAGGUAUGCUAUUGUGAAAAAAGAUCCCGUGAGAUCGGAUUUUUAUUAUUGAAGUUUUAAAACUAAAUGUUUACAUUAGAAUUAUGAGAUAAAGCAGGUGCGGAUUUGGGAGUCACAGCACUUGGGGACGAAAUUCUAAUUUUCUCAUUAAUUUCAAAUGGUAAUUUGUUUUGCCAGAUGUCUAAAAAACUGUAAAGUUUAAUGAAUACCAAGGAAUAAAUUGUAGAGUUACAAGACAUGGAAUGUUUGAAUACGAUUAUUGCGAUCGCGCCCCAAAGUAAAAUAGUACGUGAGCCGCCCAUUGAUAUUGAACCGCAUUUAGAAAUGGCGAUAAGAAAAGCUUACUUUUAUUGAAAUUGAGACGCAUAGAAAUCGCUGCUCUUAAAUCAAGUGGACAUUAAAGUGAUAAAACAUCAAAAACAACCCACAGACUGUAUACUGAAUCUGCAUGAUAUUAUAUCAAAAUUUUCUCCACGGAUUGGGGAACUGAAAUGAUGGAGGAACGUUUUUAAAUUUGAAAAUUACAAUGGAAUUAAAAAGGGGGGAUAAGCUCUGGAAUUAAGGGAGUUGUAAGCUAAAUUUGAUCACUUAUGAUGGAAGUCCUAAAACGAAAGAUUGGAGAAAAUAAGGCAGCCAUCUUGCGUGACCUUGACCUCACUAGAGAUUUACUUGCCGCCUUAACGAAAUACGAAGUCGUCAACAUUACGGACUGUGUGAAGUUACAGCAAACUGAAGACAAAUCUGCUAGAAACUGCGCCUUUUUGGACAUCAUAGUUGGCAGAAAUGAUGACGAAGCCGUCUAUAUUACUCUGAUAGAAUGCCUACAAAAAUGUGGACAGAGAAAUGUGGCAGCCCUCUUCAUCGAUGUGAGAGAAGAGAUGCAGAUACUGAGCCAAAUUCAGAGUAACCUAGACGAACAAAUAAAACAGAUGAAUGACUUCCUAGCAACAGAAGAACGUCGAGCGGGGAUAUAUCUAACAGAAUCGCCUGCGGAUGACGAUAAUGAAAAACCUGCACUGUCUGAAACUGAAGUUUGGUCUAAAGUGCAAGAAAGUCUUAAACGUUCCCAACAACAGCUGAAUCGAUGUCAGGCCGUUAUCCAAAAACUGCAUCAAGACUGCGAAACGGUUGCUAAGCAGAAUGCCGAUAUUGUGGAACACACUAAAGAAUGUGACGCUAAAAUAAAAGCGGUAUUGUCGUAUGGUCGACAGUCUGCCAAACAGAAAACGGUUCCAAAGAAAACUCAAGAUUUAUUUGCAAAUCUAAUGGAUGAUAUAGAGAAGUUAGUGAAGACUCGACGAAAGGUUUUGGAUAAAGAGACGGAAGGAAGGAGACAUUCAACAAGAAUUGUUAGACAGUGUAGAGAUUGGGUUGAAAGUAGAUGUGUAACACUUAAGAAACUGAACAAUCCUUCGGGUCAAGGUGUUCAAAGAACUUUAGAAAAUGGAAUUGGGGAAGCAGCUGUUAAUGUUCAAAGAGCGGCGCCACCUACAAAUGACAAUGCAAUUUUGUCAAUUCUUGAUUCUCUGCAACUUUUUGAAAAAGAAUUACAAGAAUACGUUCAUCAAGAAAUUAUUCUUUCGGAUAAAUUCAGAACUGAAAUGAGAAAAAAACAUUUACAAAAGAAAUUGCAUGGUUUCAACAUACAAGGGAUGACUGAAAUCGAAAACGCGUUGCACAAUUUAGAGAAAAAUCCCGAAUCUUUUCAAGAUAAUAUAGCUGCAAUUAAAUGUUCAGUUCGGGAAAUCAACAGAGAAUAUGGAGAAUGCGUUAGUUAUUUAAAUAAAGUUGAUCCAAACAGUGAUUCAGCUAGCAGUGAAUCAUCAAGCUCGUCUCCAAAACCUGCUAGACGAGACAAUAAAGCGACAGCGCGGAAUUGGCCUGGAAACUUUAAAAGAACAGCAAACUUUGGAGGCAAUUUGACUAGAAGCCUCGACAAUAAUCUUCACGUCGCUGGUCGGGAAAGAACGGAACCUAACCAAUUAUUGAACAGAAUAAAAUCUUUAGCAACCAAACAUGAAGAGUUGAAAAGUGAAGAUCUAAAUUUAAGUUCUAAAUACAGGACUGAGAUAUCAAAAAGGAAACGAGACAUGGACAUUGUCUUACAGAAAAAGGACGACCAGAUUAUGAGGCUUCAGACUGACAUUAAAGAAGUUACAGCUGAGAAAGACAAAUAUAAGAAACUGUAUAAUGACACAAAGAUCGGCUAUCAGAGAAACUACGAAAAUAGUUAG